GUACAUCUUCAUGUUCCAAACACCAACAAUUCCCGAAUUAGUAGUUCAAAGUCGCGAUUUUCAUAUGUUCGAUCUGAGUUUUCGUGGUAAAAAAGCAGGAAUUCGAAAUCAAGAGAAUUUCACCGACGAAGAUCUGGAAGCUUGGAAGCAUGUAUUUAGUCAGAAAGGUAAGAAGUUGGGAAUUACCAUUUUCCCGAGUUAUAACAUAAUCUUAUGUUUAGAUGCUCUUACUGGCCCUAUAAACUAUUACCGCAAUAUCCGAAAACGAACCCCAAGAAAGCCAGGGCAAGACAUUUGCAAACCUCCCACCCUUAUCAUCUGGGGAGAUCAGGACCAAUUUCUCAUCAAGGAAGGAGCUACUCUAAGCUUAGAGUUUUGCCGUAAUGGUCAAUUGAAAUUCAUCGAAGGCGCCUCACAUUGGGUUAUGCAAGAUGAACCCGAGAAAGUCAACGAGUAUGUGGAAGAAUUCUUCAACUCUAGUAAACAGACUAGCGACUUCUCAACUUCUAAGAUCUGACU
Messenger RNA from Strongylus vulgaris, 519 nucleotides. The record is from the annotation of a GenBank genome assembly. Lineage: Eukaryota; Metazoa; Nematoda; Chromadorea; Rhabditida; Strongylidae.